Capronia epimyces CBS 606.96 is the source of this 1620-nucleotide messenger RNA. RefSeq lists its product as uncharacterized. The record is from RefSeq and is a predicted model, not a curated record. NCBI's taxonomy places the organism in Eukaryota, Fungi, Ascomycota, Eurotiomycetes, Chaetothyriales, Herpotrichiellaceae. The transcript is spliced from 5 exons. Gene Ontology annotation, cellular component: membrane. Bases 1 to 1620 code for a protein of 539 amino acids. Gene Ontology annotation, molecular function: transmembrane transporter activity. Gene Ontology annotation, biological process: transmembrane transport.
AUGGCUUCCUUCACCCCCGCGGUCGACAGCAAGACUGCCCAGGAGACAAGAAAGCAAGCUGACGCCGUCAUCUCGCGGGGGGUUGAUACCACUACUCUUCGUGAUGACCCGGAAGCUAAAGCAGCGUUCCUAGCUACCUUCACGGCCGAAGAGGAGAAGAAGAUUAUGCGCAAGGUCGAUCAGCAUUUCUUCCUCUUGAUUGGGUUGAUGUUCUUGAUCAAGACGGUCGAUUUCACCAAUGCUGCCAACGUCAAGGUCCUUCAAGUGGGCCAGGAAAGCAACAUCCUCAAAGAGCUUCACAUGACGCCCAAUCAGUACAACUGGGUGCAAUCAAUCUACUAUAUCGCCUACAUCAUCUUUGAAACUCCUAGCAACUUGAUGCUCAAGUGGAUUGGUCCGCAUCGCUGGCAGUCUCGCAUUUUCCUCACCUGGGGCAUUGUCCUUGCUUGCCAUGCCGCCGUCAAGAACCGCGCAUCGCUUCUGGCCCUGCGUUUCUUGCUGGGAAUGAUGGAAGCUGGUCUUUUCCCCGGAGUCAUCUGUCAACUGACCAGCUGGUACCGGACCGAGGAGAUGGGGAACCCAACGUCGUUCUCCCAGGCCGUUCAGGGCACGGCGUCCAUUGUGGGAUCCUUACUGGCUUAUGGAAUCAGCUAUAUGAACGGCAAGGGUGGAAUGAGCGCGUGGAGAUGGGUAUUUCUUCUGGAAGGCCUUUUCACCAUCGUCUUCUCCGGUUUCGUCUGGUACUUCCUGCCAGACUACCCAAAGUCUCCCCGCAGCGACAAAUGGCUCACCAAACGCGAGCAAGAAUUCAUCGAGACCCGUUUGACGGAGAAUACACCUCUGACGAGCGACCCGUUGUUCAGUAAAAAGGAAGUUAUCGCAGCGCUUAAGGCUCCCACGACUUGGUCAUUUGGAUUUAGCCACUUGUUUGUCAACAUGGGCGGGUAUUCGUUAACCUGGUAUCUGCCAACCAUCCUAACGGACUUGGGAUUCGCAAAGCUGCCCAAAAAUCAGCUCCUCAAUAUCCCUCCCGCGGCUGGCUCCAUCAUCGGGGUCUUACUUGCGGCCUUCUUACUUCGCCAGGCGUUGAUGCCUCGACCGGCCCUGCUCAUGAUAAACUUUGUCGGAAUGGUCGUCUGCUUCGUCCUCUUUUUCACCAUCGACUCUCGAGGAGGACUCUACGCCGCCUGCAUUCUCGGCCAGUUCUUUUACCAAGGAUCUUUUAUGCCCUUUUGGGCGUGGCGAUCCAUCACCCUCAAAGGCUCGACCGGAGCUGCAUUGUCUUUGGCAAUCCAGAACUCCAUGGGCCAGGUUGGAGGGGUGGUUGGUCCUCAGCUCUUCCAGUCCAAGUGGGCCUACAAUCGAUACAAGACCAGCUUCGCCAUCGCUGCAUCCGGCAUCAUUGCCGCUGUGUUCACCAAUCUAUUAUCUUGGUGGCUGACGAAAGACCUGGAGAUGGAUGUCCUACGUAUUGCCAAGCUGAAGCGCAAGGCACGCAAGGAAGGGACAGUCUUUGCUGCCGAUGAUGUGAAGGUUUUCGACCAGAGGAAGUAUGAUUCCGUGGUGAGGUUGAAGAGCAAGAAUGCACAUGGCGAGGCUGUGCUUGCUCCAACUGUGUAG